Musca vetustissima is the source of this 2639-nucleotide messenger RNA. Its product is annotated as dorsal-ventral patterning tolloid-like protein 1. Gene Ontology annotation, molecular function: protein binding. Lineage: Eukaryota; Metazoa; Arthropoda; Insecta; Diptera; Muscidae. The record is from RefSeq and is a predicted model, not a curated record. Bases 11 to 2575 code for a protein of 854 amino acids. Gene Ontology annotation, cellular component: plasma membrane. The transcript is spliced from 11 exons.
UCAUGAGUAUAUGGAUAUAUACUCAGAAGUGCAAUCAUCGGAACCAGCAGAACUGAUAAACUCACCAUUUGGUGGCCGUUAUUGUGGUACAAUACCACCCCGACAACGCAUUUCCAUGUAUCGUGCCAUAGCUAUUUCAUUUUUUACCAAUAAAAAUCUAACAACACCGGAUCUAUUUGAGGGCACCUUUAGAUUUAUAAAUGCAUCGGAAUAUGAGAUUGGUAUACCAAUUGCUGGUUCGCCAUGUUCCUAUACAAUAACACCCAGUUUGAGUAUAAAUAAGACGGGCGUCUUAAUAUCGCCCACCUAUCCGGGUGCCUAUCCCAAGGAUAUGUCCUGUACAUAUCAAUUUUUGGGUGAAUCGAAUCAAAGAGUUCGUUUAGAAUUUCGGGAUUUUGAUCUGUUUUUUGGUGGACCACACUGCCCAUUCGAUUAUGUUAAAGUUUACGAUGGUCCCGACAAUUCAUCAGCAUUAAUUGGUACAUAUUGCGGACAGCAAAGAAAUUUAGUUUUAUAUUCGAGCGAAUCGAGUCUGUUUGUUCAUUUUUUUACAUUAUCGCGCACAGCCAAUACGCAAAAUCGUGGUUUUAAAGGAAUUUAUGAAUUUAGUGAAAGUUUUGUUAAAUUAGAUUUUAUACGAGAAAAUGAUGGCAUUCACAUACGUGGCUCCGAAUGUGAUCAAAAGAUUUUAUCUAAAAAGGAAUCCACAGGUUUUGUCCUAUCGCCAAAUUAUCCUUAUCCCUAUAUACCAAAGACCGUUUGUAGAUAUUUCAUUUAUGGUAUGCAGGAUGCCCAACAUUUAGAACGGGUACGUUUGGAAUUUUUGGCAUUUAACAUACCAAAGGUUGAGCAUAAGGAUAAGAGCGAAUCAAAUUGUACCGAUGGCUAUCUGAAAGUCUAUCUCAAGGGCCAAGAAACUGCCGAUGCCUAUGAUAAAUUCGAUUAUGAAUUAUGUGGCAAUGAAACUCAACGUGUUGUUAGUGAUGGUCCCCGUCUGGCCAUGGUAUUUAGUUCGGGUGAACUGCAAGGGCGUGGUUUCAAGGGUAAAUAUACCUUUGAGACUGAGUACAAAAUACCCGGUACCGCGGCACCCGAUGGCACCUGUAGCUUUACCUAUGUCAGUUCAUCGAAAAAACGUGGCGAAUUGAAUAGCCCCCGCUAUCCAUCGAAUUAUCCCUCGGAUACGAAUUGUUCAUAUCUGUUUCUCGCCGAAGCCAAUGAACAGGUGACAAUUGUAUUCGAUCAUUUUAAAAUAAAGGCCGAUGGUAAUGCAAAUGUAACCGCAGGGGCAUAUGGCUCUGUUAACUGCUUUGAAGAUUGGUUGGAAAUGUAUGUCGUCUAUCGGGAUAAUAAUGAUCGUUUUCUUGGUCGCUAUUGUGGUAUGACAGCGCCCGGCCCCGUCGAGAGCCCAAGGGGUGCGGUUGGUUUGCGUAUUACAUUGCAUACCGAUCAAGAGAAUGUGGCCAGUGGUUUUAAGGCUCGUUAUUUUUUUGAAACUGCCAAAAGUGAGAUAGGCGACUGUGGAGGCAACUUUUCCAGUGAAGAUUCAGGCAUUAUAACAUCCCCCAAUUAUCCGGCGGGUUAUAAGGCGCCCGGUCGCGGUAUGGCCUCAAUGGCAUGCAAUUGGAUAAUGACAGCCCGUCCGGGCUAUAAGCUAUCAAUACAUUUUGAACACUUCUCAUUGGAGGGUGAUCCGGCAAAUCGUGGUUGCCCUGCAGCUGUUUUGCGUCUUUGGGUAAAUGUUGACUCCGAUCAACCGCCUUUGGAAUUGUGUGGCGAAAAGCCCCCCAUGGAACAAUGGCAUUAUAUUUCUACGGGACAAACGGCUCGUAUUAGUUUUACCACCAGUGAUAAGACUGUUGGUGCACCGGGCUUCCGCAUUGUAUGGACUGAAAUACAAGAUUCUGGACCAGGACCACCAUACAUUGGCCUGCUCUGCGAGUCCACCUAUCAUUUUCAGUGUGAAGUGGGCUAUUGCAUAUCCGAUAAAUUGCGUUGUGAUGGUGUCAAGAACUGUGGUCCCAACGAUAAUAGUGACGAAAUGCACUGUACCACAAAAGCGCAGGCGGAGGAUCACGGCGUUCUAAUUAUAACAACACUUCUCGUCGUCUCGUUCCUAAUUUGUCUCCUAUGCAUACUCUAUCACUCCAGAAGAAAACGUAGACAGCAACUGCAUCAAUUGGGUCUGCAUCGUAAUGCUCAUUAUGAUUCGCAAACAAGUGCCACGGGUCUUAAUUCCAGUCGUCGUCACCUGCAAAGUGGUGGUGCCAGUAUUGCGGGAAGUUUACACGGCCUUAAUAGUGGCACACUCAUUAUACCACCAGCACCACUGCCACCAAGAGCUAUACAUCAACCACCACAUAUAUGCAUAUCGGGUUCCAGUUUAGAUCUGGGACCUGGCAACUAUCCCGGCAUACUCAUCAAUGGCGAUUCACUGGAGGAUUCAUCAUCGACCUCGAACGAUUCAAUCGGUAGUAUACCAUUUCUAAAUGAUUGUGAAACGGAAAAUCUGGGGCAACAUAUGAUGCAGGCCCAUGCUGGAGGUGGGGUAAUAGGUGGUGGAGAAACCGUUUAACAUUUACAAAAAACUCUAACAAAAUUAUUUUAUUUAAGGAAAUUUAAAGCGAAACAGAAAACAU